AUGACCAUCUCAAUGCCUAAUCAGACGGCUGUCACUGAGUUUAUCCUCCUCGGUUUCCCAGGGCUACAGCCCAAUUUCUUUCUUCCAGUCUCACUUACACUGUUUCUUGCCUACAUUGUUUCACUGAUUGCAAAUAGCACCGUCAUCAUAUUAAUUAUCCUGAGAGAACAACUCCACCAGCCCAUGUAUAUUAUUAUUGCCAACCUCGCUCUCUCCGACCUUCUCUUUGACACCAUAACAUUACCUAAAAUUAUUGUCAAAUAUUGGUUCGGAGCCGGAUCCAUAUCCUUCAACUGGUGCUUCUUCCAGCUCUUCUGUAUCCAUUACCUUGGAUGUCUUGACUCCCUCAUCAUUAUGCUGAUGGCUAUUGAUCGUUAUGUUGCUAUCUGCCAACCUCUCAGGUAUCACUCCAUUAUCAGCAAUAAGCUAUUGACUCUCAUCUGUUACUCGUUCUGGCUCUUUGCUCCCCUAAUUGGAUUAGUUAUGAUGCUAAAUGCUGUACAGGUUCCUUACUGUGGACCCAACCGUAUCAAGCACUGUUUCUGCUCCAACCAAGGUGUAAUACAAUUGGCUUGUGUUGAUGUUGCCUUUGAAAGAAAAAUAGGCUUUGUAAUUAGUAUGUGUGUGUUCCUCAUCCCAUUGGCUGUUAUUAUACUCUCAUAUAUUCUCAUAAUCAGGGUUGUGCACUUAUCCGCCAACAAUGGGAACUGGCAGAAGGCAUUUUAUACCUGUACCACUCAUUUAAUUGUCAUUGGCCUGUACUUUAUCCCGAGGUUGUUUUUAACAAGUACCAGUCAGAUCCCUUUGAUUCUCAAUGCUGAUACAAACGUCUUAAUUGUUUUUAUCUUCACAUUUAUCCCCCAUGUAUUUUGCCCCAUGAUUUUUUGUCUUGGAACCAAAGAAAUCAGAAAUAUUUUGGGUCAGACAUUCAAUAGCAUUUUCCUUAGAGCUAAGCACAGAUCCAGAAAGCCAGUAAAAAAGCCCUGUACCAGUAUCAUUCUUAUGGGUCAUUAA
Molecule: messenger RNA, 1014 nt
Organism: Xenopus tropicalis (tropical clawed frog)
Lineage: Eukaryota; Metazoa; Chordata; Amphibia; Anura; Pipidae
Gene: or30a1e
Product: olfactory receptor family 30 subfamily A member 1E
Exons: 1
Coding region: 1-1014 (337 amino acids)
Biological process (GO): G protein-coupled receptor signaling pathway; detection of chemical stimulus involved in sensory perception of smell; signal transduction
Cellular component (GO): plasma membrane; membrane
Molecular function (GO): olfactory receptor activity; G protein-coupled receptor activity
Source: RefSeq, a predicted model, not a curated record